Messenger RNA from Meloidogyne enterolobii, 465 nucleotides. The record is from the annotation of a GenBank genome assembly. NCBI's taxonomy places the organism in Eukaryota, Metazoa, Nematoda, Chromadorea, Rhabditida, Meloidogynidae.
AUGUUCGUCUUCAACAAGCCGUGGAAGAAGCAAGCAAUGCUCAUCAACGCUGUGUCGCUGCUCUCCGUCGUGUUUCUUCUGCUGCUGAUUGAACAAGUCAACACUGAGGGAAUCAACAUCAAGCUCGACAUGGAGGGGGAUGAUGUUUCCAAGGCUUCGGAGGGAGGAAAGGAUGCUUUGCUGACUACUGACCCUCCGACAGCUGAGGAAGCAACCACAACAACUACAACCACCAAAGCCGCAACCAGCGCAACUCCGCAGGAAGAACCGCCGGAAGGAUUUUUGGUCAACGCAGCGCAUGGACUCCAAAAUCUGGCUGGAGGCAGCUACCGCACUAAGAAACUCACUCCGGAAGAAGAAGCAGCUGCUGAACUUGGUUUUGUGUUGGUCCUUAUCGGAUUUUGUUGCUGCUGUGCUUGUUGUAUUGGCUUCGUCGUUCUGCUCGUCAAGGUGUUAUCAAAGUAA